Molecule: messenger RNA, 3324 nt
Organism: Mauremys reevesii (Reeves's turtle)
Lineage: Eukaryota; Metazoa; Chordata; Testudines; Geoemydidae
Exons: 9
Coding region: 58-1266 (402 amino acids)
Source: RefSeq, a predicted model, not a curated record
UAGAAUUAGAGACAAAACCAAGAAGAGGAAACCUUUGCAACCCUUCCUCCCAGAAGAAUGUAUUUUUUGGUGAUCCUGGCUUUUCUAGGACGAAUUACUGGUGAGACUUUCUUUCAUCUUCAUGAAAAUGGAAAUUUCACACUUACGUGCAAUGGAACACUGGCUAAUGGGAAGAAGGAAACAGUUUGGUAUGAAGCUGAAGAAUCUCUGCAACAAUUCCAAGUAAUCAACUGCAGUAAUCAACUGCCCAAAGUAAUCAAUGGAUCAAACAAACGCUCUGAUAAAACAAAGUGUACAAACCGAUUAUCAACUUCUGCUUCCAAAGCUGGUGGGGUAUUUGCAUGUGAGCAAUUUACAAAUACUGGAACAUCACAGACUUGCCCACUUUUUACCAAUGUGACUCUCUGCAGACAUUAUAACUUUUUUAUUGUGGUGAUGAUAAACCUGACUGCAGAUAAGGAGACAUUUGAGACCAUUCCGGCAAAAUCACACAAUAAUCAUUUAGUAGUAGAAGAAAGUAACAUCACUCUCUCGUGUGACUUUCAAAUGAAGCAAGGAGGACAAUCAUUUGUUAUAUAUUGGAUCAAAUAUACAGAAACAAGCAAAUGCCUGUUUUCUGCUGCAAGAGAGCCAUAUAGUUUCUCGUAUAAUACACAUUGCUGUAUUGAUGAGAUGAUCGAAGGACGACUAUUGAACUAUACAAGCUUAGAUUCAGAUGAGAAACAUGUAGUCCACAAUAUAACUAUCUUGAAUGUUACUGACUCUGAUAGUGGAACUUAUUUAUGUGUUGUAAAUACCUGGUCAGGAGGAAAACAUGUGUGGAAGAUUGCAAAUAACCUUUCUAUAGAAGCAGCAAAGAUCCAGACUAACACGGCUACCCCUCUGAUACUUUCUAUAGAAGUGAGGAAUCGAGCCAUUCCAUCCAGUGCUUCCGUGCCAUUGUAUGUCACCACUGGAUUGAUCGUAGGGAUUAUUAUCAUCAGUGGGAUAGUAUGGCUGAUCUAUAAAAAGAAAAUCAAAUCAAAAGGAAAGCCAUCUGCACAACUUCCCAGAGCUCAGGCUGCUCUUGAAAUUUCUGGAGAUGAAUGUUCCCCAUACGCAGUGAGCAGCAGUAAAGACUUUCAAAGAAAUGAAGUGUUGUAUUCACUUGCAACGAGCCCAUAUGAGGAUCCAAAUUCAGCCUAUUGUACAGUGGAUAAUACUGCAGCAUCUGGCAAGGGGCCAGGAGAUGAAAUACAUACAGUCUAUGGAGUGGUGCCACAAUAGCUGUUCCUGUAAGUGACAUUGCAAAUAGAACCACCCAGGAGCUGGAGAAUGGAAGUCGGUUUGAAAAUGACUAUCAGCUUUUGGCUGAUUUUAGAGGAAAAAACCCAGCAUAGUAGCCUUGACUACCCAGUUUUCACUAUUCAAUGAUCUAUCUUACAAAAUAUUAUGAGGCAGAUCCUCUGCUGAUAUAAAUUCUCAUAGCUCCAUUAUGAAGCUAUGACAGUUUGCACCGGAGGAACAUAGGAAUUGUCACACUCAGACCAUUGGUUCAUUUCAUUCAGAAUCCUGUCUCCGGCAGUGGCCUUCACCAGGUAUGUCAGAAGUAGAUGCAAGAAUCCCCAUAAUGGACAAUUAUGGCACAACUUGCUCACAGGGGAAGUUUCUCCUCAACACCUAUCAGCUACAGGUUGGCUAUACCCUGAAGGAAGAGGGUUUUAAAGCCCUUAUAGAUCUUAUCCUGUCUAAUGUAUGAAAACCUUUAUAAAUGAACGAUUGCUUUAGGAACAAAGAUCUUUAUUUGCCUCCAGUUUUACAGUGAUGUAAUUCUGUUGGCUCCAUUGGAGAUAUUCCUGCUUUACAUUGGUAUAAGUGAGAGGAGGAUCAGACACUUACACACUCAGGUGUGAUUACUAGAACAGGCAGAAUCAAUUAAGGACACUAUUAGCCCCUACCAUAAGUUUUUCUUCUUUAAAACAGGCACAUUGGAUAUAAUGUUGUGAAAGGAGACUGGGGUCCUUUAUGUAUACCCAGAAAAGGUGCAGCACAAACCAUGUUCCAGGAAUCAGAGCCAGCAGCAGGGCCACUCUCCUAGUAACCUAACAAAAACAGCUCCCUGUAGUUGGCUGCCUGAUUGACUACACCGCCUGAUUGGUUUGACGUGUCAGUAGCCCAGCACUUAAGCCCAGCAGCAGUUCCGUGUCUCUUCAAAUCAUGUACUCGUGGCUGAGUUAGCUCCUGUGUGUGCUUGUUCUAGUCCUGCCUGACUUCCACUAGGUGUGACUGCCCAUGUCCUGGCCACUGACCCCAUGCCAGUGCCAGUGUCCUCACAUAAGCCUUUUUAGUCAUCACAAAGGUGAGAGGAACCUCUGCUGGGAUGAGAGGAUAGUUGUAUCUCUGUGCAUAUUUAAAUCUUCAGUCCACUGGAAUUUCCAUAUUCUCCAUUUACUUUCCCCUGCCCACCUCAAAAGCUUGACACUGAGUGAAGUGAUCCUCUUUCAAGAGUCUGUUGGCUCCAUUCUGGAUGCUCAGAUGGGAUGUCUUUGCAGGGGUGCUGGGAGGGGGGUGGUACCAUUGAACCAAACUGUAAACCCUGUAUAUAAUGGAAACUACUACUCCUUCAAGCCAGGGGUGUGGCAGCACCCCGAGCAUCUCUAGUUCCAGCACCUAUGUGUCUUGUAGUGUUCCCAUCCCUUGCUGGUCUGGGUAGGGUGACCAGAUAGCAAGUGUGAAAAAUUGGGACACUUUAUUUUUUGGGGGAGUGGCCUAUAGUUGCCCGUAUAAGAAAAAUCCCCUAAUAUCGAGAUGUCUAGUUACCCUAGGUAUGGGGAACUUGGGGCCUGAACUUGGACACUGUGAUGCAUUGCAUAGCUACAAGCUCACCCAGAUGGCUUUGGUGGUGCAUUCUGGAAUAAAAUAGGCUGUGACCUACGAUUGUCAUGUUAGAUUAUUAGACAGGCUUUGGAUUUGUAAUGAUUUCAUCACUACCAAUGUGAGCUGGAUUAUUCUACACCAUGUUUGUGAAAACUAGUAUUUCCUUGUAUCCUACCUUUGUUUUCCUUUAUAUAAAGGGCACUACACAGGCUACUGAGCUAUAAAGGCCAUACACACCAAGGGGUUUUAAUGAUAUUGUGCUAACCACACGAGGGAAGGUUGAGUAGCUCUUGCUGUGAUAGGAACCCAGAAGUGUGUGUGUAAUUUUUAGCUUUAUUCACCAACUUCCUGUCUCGUGUUUUUACUUAAUUGAAGGAUAUGAAUGGGAAUAUCAUGGCUUUCUAAAAAAAAAUCAUAUAUAAAAUAUGUCUUCCCUUCUACAAUUUUAUAAAAAAAAUCGGAAAGAAA